GGGAAACCCAGCAGGAGCAUCCAGGUGUGAAGAGGAAGGAGAGGCCUGACCUUCAGCAUCCCAGGGCCACGUUUGCCAGGCUUUCACAAUGGUCUCAAAGAAAGUGGUGGCUAGUUUGCUCCUGGUGUACGUGGUGUCUAUGCUGGCUGAGCAGACUGAAGGCUACCUGCCCUUCUUCACCCAGAGCGACUUCCAGAAAAUGCAGGAAAAGGAGAGGAACAAGGGGCAGAAGAAAUCCCUGACCUCACUGCAGCAGCUGGAAGAGCAAGACUUCCCUGAAGAAUCCAGAGCAGAAGAUGUCAGCAAGGUCAAGACCAUCCAGCUAGUUGUUCCUGCCAAAGCUAGGAUGUGGCUUACCACAAGGCAGCUGGAAAAAUACCAAGAUGUCCUGGAGAAACUGCUAGCAGAGAUGUUACAGGACACCCCAGAUGCUUACUGAUAUCUGCAGAAUCAGAAGAGAAAGCGAUGCAGCUUGCUAAAGCUAAAGGCCUCCACUUAUGUAAACGAAAUCUGUAAAAGAGAUUAACAACAAAAUCUGAGGUGAGAUAAUAAAAU
This is a messenger RNA of Dromaius novaehollandiae (emu), 555 nucleotides long. It is a transcript of the gene MLN, whose product is annotated as motilin. NCBI's taxonomy places the organism in Eukaryota, Metazoa, Chordata, Aves, Casuariiformes, Dromaiidae. The record is from RefSeq and is a predicted model, not a curated record. The transcript is spliced from 5 exons. Gene Ontology annotation, molecular function: hormone activity. Gene Ontology annotation, cellular component: extracellular region. The coding region runs from base 89 to 439 and encodes 116 amino acids.